Cordyceps fumosorosea ARSEF 2679 is the source of this 909-nucleotide messenger RNA. Its product is annotated as NUDIX family hydrolase. The transcript has 2 exons. Bases 1 to 909 code for a protein of 302 amino acids. Gene Ontology annotation, cellular component: mitochondrion. Lineage: Eukaryota; Fungi; Ascomycota; Sordariomycetes; Hypocreales; Cordycipitaceae. The record is from RefSeq and is a predicted model, not a curated record. Gene Ontology annotation, molecular function: hydrolase activity, acting on acid anhydrides, in phosphorus-containing anhydrides.
AUGACCAAGGACGACGGCGAAUCCGCCCUCCCGCCGGCGCGGCCCAGCGCGUCGGUCGUGCUGCUGUCGUCGUCCAACGAGGUGCUGCUGCUGCACCGCGUCAAGACGUCGACAUCGUUCGCGUCGGCGCACGUGUUCCCCGGGGGCAACGUGGACCCGUUCCACGACGGCGAGGUGCCGCCCGAGGGGGACCCGGCGCGGCACCGCGACGGCCCGGCGUACCGCAUGUGCGCGGUGCGCGAGACCUUUGAGGAGUCGGGCGUGCUGCUGGCCAAGCGCGACGAUGGCAAGCUGGUGCAACUCCCGGAGGCGGAGCGCGAGGCGGCGCGCAAGCGCAUCCACGCCCGCGAGGUCAAAGUCCCUCAUCCCGUACACGCGCUGGCUGACGCCCGUGACCGUGCCGAAGCGCUUCACGACGCAGAUGUACCUGUACCUGCUGCCGCUGACACGCCGCGACGUGCCGGCGCGGACGGUGAUCCCGACGCCCGACGGGGGCGUGGAGCACACGGCGGCGCUGUUCGCGGGCGGUACGUCGGCGGGGGGCGGCCCGGCGCGCUCGAGGAGGAGUCCGGGCGCUUCAUGCGGGAGCGGCGGCGGCUGCUGCGCUUCGUCAAGGAGGUGCCGACGGCGACGACGGCGCUCGGCCGCGCGCACGCGUCGGCGCAGGUGUCCUGGGGCGACAAGGUGAUCAGCCCGGUGCCGAUGUACCUGCGCGCGGAUCGUCGCGCGGUGCUGUCGCUGGCGUACACGGGGCCGGAGCUCGAGGGGCAGGGGCGCGAGGGCGACUUUGAGCACGUGGUACUGACGAAGUUUGGCAAGAACGGGCCGACGGGCGUCGAGGUACGUCUGCGGGAGGAGGUCCUGGAUGAGGAUGAGCAGCCUAAGGAAGGGCGUCUGGAGAAGCUGUAA